This is a messenger RNA of Zingiber officinale, 1869 nucleotides long. RefSeq names its product organic cation/carnitine transporter 7-like. The record is from RefSeq and is a predicted model, not a curated record. Gene Ontology annotation, molecular function: transmembrane transporter activity. Bases 172 to 1620 code for a protein of 482 amino acids. Gene Ontology annotation, biological process: transmembrane transport. Lineage: Eukaryota; Viridiplantae; Streptophyta; Magnoliopsida; Zingiberales; Zingiberaceae. The transcript is spliced from 6 exons. Gene Ontology annotation, cellular component: membrane.
ACGCAAGCAACUCCAUCACAUGGCAUUCUUUUUAUGGCGGCAAGACGACGGCGCAAGCAACGGGUUUUUAUCACUUUCCUUGCGGCAGCGACCAUUCAAAGGUGUCGCUGUUCCUCGUUUUCUUCCUUCUGAAUUCUGGUUGCAAGAAACCAAACAGGGAUCGAUUUGGAGAUGGAAGAGGCAAGAACAACUUACACGGUGGAUGAUGCGCUCUUGUCCGUUGGGUUCGGAAAAUUCCAAGCCCUCAUCCUGGUCUACGCCGGGAUGGGUUGGGUCGCCGAGGCAAUGGAAAUAAUGCUGCUUUCUUUCGUCGGUUCGUCGGUUCAAGAGGAGUGGAACAUCACUCCGAAUAAAGAGAGCCUCUUGACCAGUGUCGUCUUCGGUGGGAUGAUGGUCGGAGCGUAUUCAGGGGGCGUGGUCUCGGAUAAUUACGGCAGGAGGAAGGGUUUCCUCUUCACUUCACUUGUUACUGCUGUUGCUGGCUUUCUUAGUUCAUUUUCCCCCAAUUACAUAUGCUUGAUAACGUCUCGGUUUAUUGUGGGAAUUGGUUUGGGUGGUGCGCAUGUGUUUGCUUCAUGGUUUCUAGAAUUCAUUCCAGCUCCAAAUAGAGGUACUUGGAUGGCUGUAUAUCAAAUUUCCUGGACUGUUGGCACAAUUUUGGAGGCUUCACUUGCAUGGUUUAUAAUGCCAACCCUAGGCUGGAGAUGGUUACUUGCAGUCAGUUCUUUACCAGCAUUUGUGUUGCUUCUGUUCUAUAAUAUUGCUCCCGAGUCUCCAAGGUACCUCUCUAUGAGAAGUAAAGCUGAUGCAGUGUGUAUGUUAGAAAAAAUGGCAAGAAUGAACAAGAUGAUGCUCCCUCAUGGCACAUUUACCUCUGAUCCCAAAAGUGAAUUUGACAUAAAUCAUGAUUCUUCUGAAACCACACCUUUAAUCACACACCAGAUCUGUGAGACAUCGACCAUCAGCAAGGAUACUAAAACGGAAGUAGGAUUGAUCAGUGUGUUUUAUAAGCUUUUGUCUCCCAAAUUGGCCAGAACUACUCUUCUUCUGUGGAUUGUUUACUUCGGGAAUGCUUUUGCUUACUAUGGAAUUGUUCUCCUGACUUCUGAAUUAACUAUAAAAUGUAACUGGAAUGCACCACUUUUGAGUGUUUCAAAGGAUAACAGCUACAGAGAUAUAUUUGUAACUAGUUUUGCUGAGCUUCCUGGACUUCUUUUAUCCGCUGCUAUUGUGGACAGGAUUGGCCGCAGGCCUUCUAUGUUGAUCUUUCUCUUCACAAAUUGUUUCCUGCUAAUUCCUCUGUUUUGGCAUCAGAAUGAAUUAUUAACAACGAGCUUACUGUUUGGUGCCCGUGCUUGUAUCAUGGGAAGCUUCAGUAUCCUCUAUGUAUAUGCUCCAGAGGUAUACCCGACCUCACUACGCACAACGGGUGUUGGAGUCGCAAACGCAAUUAGCAGAAUAGGGGCCAUGAUCUGCCCACUGGUAGCGGUUGGAUUGGUGAAAGGCUGCUAUCAGAUUGCAGCAAUUUCAUUGUUUGAGAUCGUUAUAUUCCUUACAGGGUUGGCAAUUAUGUUCUUCCCGUUGGAGACCAAGGGCCGUCGACUAACUGACACUCUAUAAGCACUAGUGUAAGUUCGAUAUAAAAUGCCAUGAACAUGGUUGCACUUGGGCAAUUUCUGAAGCUGCUCUGUUUCAGUGGGUAGUCCUCGCUAUUUAUCAUUUUGUGUUGUAUGUACCGUCCUAUUUACUCCUCCGUGUUGGUCCUGGGACGGAUUGGCGGACACGCUGGGGACGAGCGUAUUCGUCUUUUGCCACCAAUGUACAGUCCUAUUUAUCAUAAUUGCAACCGUCUCUAAUUAAUCGAUCCAA